AUGUCUUCUCCCAUCGUCCUCAUCUUCGGCGCCGGUGCCAAGGUCGGCAAAAGUGUCGCCCAAGCCUUUAGCGCAAAAGGCUACAGACUCGCUCUGGCUUCCCGAUCGCAAGACCCAGCAACCUCAACCGACAAGGAGCUACAUAUCCCUACAGAUCUUAGCGACACAGACUCUGUCAUCCAUGCCUUUACCAAGGUCAGGAGCGAGCUCGGUCAUCCCCACGUCGUCAUUUACAACGCUUAUCAUGGCGGCCCCAACGACCCCAACGACAUUUUCGAAGUUCCCUUGGACAGCUUCAAGACAAGUGGAACAGUCAACAUUUUUAGCGCUUACGCCGCAGCUCAAGAAGCUGUAAAAGGUUGGAAAGACUUUCCCGCCGAUAGCAGCCCGACGUACAUCUACACUGGAAACAUUGAGAAUGAGAUGCGCAUUCCAUCAAUCAUGUCGCUAGGUGUUGGAAAGGCUGCAGCUGCUUGGUUCAUUGAGGUCGCUGCUACUUCAUACAAGGACAAAGGCUUCAAGUUCUACUAUGCUGAUGAGAGAAAGGAGGAUGGCACGCCUAUGUAUAGUGGAGCAACUGCGGAAGGUCAUGCUCAGUUCUAUGUUGAGCUCGCUGAGGUUAAGGAGCAGCAGGUUUGGCAGCAGACAUUUGUCUCUGGGCAAGGCUACAAGAAGUUCUAA
This is a messenger RNA of Fusarium oxysporum Fo47, 681 nucleotides long. RefSeq lists its product as uncharacterized. The record is from RefSeq and is a predicted model, not a curated record. The coding region runs from base 1 to 681 and encodes 226 amino acids. NCBI's taxonomy places the organism in Eukaryota, Fungi, Ascomycota, Sordariomycetes, Hypocreales, Nectriaceae. The transcript is spliced from 3 exons.